AUGUAUACGCCAUCAAAGCGGCAAAAAACGAGAGAAAGAAGUGAAGUGCAAAAAUCGCAGCGGAAAAACAAGAUAUCAGGAGAAGAAUAAGAACCAUGUCGGACUAUCGAUCCCAAUCUCGCGGCGGCGGACGUGGCGGCCAGGAGUACUCCAACGACGACGAUCCGCCGAUGUCGCGUCUGUUCAUCAUUUGCAACAAGGCGCACACGGAGGAGGAUUUUCGCGAGGCCUUCUCGCCGUACGGCGAAAUCGAGGACAUUUGGGUGGUGAAGGAUAAGCACACGCAGGAGAACAAGGGCAUCGCCUACGUCAAGUUCUCCAAGACAUCGGAUGCGGCCAAGGCGCAGGAGGAGAUGAACGGCAAGACCAUUGGCAAGAUGGAUCGCACCCUCAAAGUCCUGGUGGCUGCCAAUCGCAAUCAGGGCUCCAAUAAAUCCGAAAACGAGCAGGAGAAGUACGUAAGACUGUUCAUUGUCAUUCCCAAAACGGCCACCGAGGAGGACAUUCGCGAGGAGUUCGCCCAGUGGGGCGAGGUGGAGACGGUGACCAUUGUCAAGGAGAAGAACAAUGGCAAUCCCAAAGGCUUCGGCUAUGUCCGCUUCACCAAGUUCUACUAUGCAGCAGUGGCCUUUGAGAACUGUUCCGCCAAGUACAAGGCGGUCUUCGCCGAGCCCAAGGGCUCCACUCGCACACAGCGGGAUCAGUACGGUCGUCCCGCCGAGGAUAAUCCGCUGUACAGCGGCUCAGGACGUGGCAAUUCCAAUUUCAAUGGUGGCAGCAGUAGCAGUGGCGGUGGCGGCAACAGCUACAACAACGACUGGAAUGCUUCGCAGAACAACGACAUGUCGGCCUUCCUGCGCAUGCAGAAUGUCCCGGUGGCCCAGCCCUCGUGCCUGGAGGUCAACGUGAGCAACUGCGUCAACCAGGAUCAGCUCUGGCGGCUCUUUGAUAUUAUACCCGGCCUAGAUUACUGCCAAAUCAUGCGGGAACAUGGACCCCGCACAAAUGAGGCCCUGGUGGUGUACGACAACCCCGAAGCUGCCAUUUAUGCCAAGGACAAACUACAUGGCCUGGAAUAUCCAAUGGGCGAACGCAUCAUUGUCAAAGUCAAUGGCAUGAGCUCGGCUCGCAUGGACACAUCUUUUAUAGACAAGCGCACCAAAAAAGAUGCCAUCUGUAAUGUGCCUUUGCCCCCAACUCAGCCACUGGCCUCACCCGAUGCCCAGGUCGCCCAACGCCUGUUCAUUGUUCUCUCAGCGAAUUUGCCGCAUUCGAUCUUGAAAAACAUAUUCUCCUGCUGGUCGGGACUGAUUGACGUCUACCUACUGCCCAACAAGAAUUGCGGCUACGUCAAGUAUGCGGAGGCUGAGAGUGCCCAAAUGGCAAUUCAUACUCUAAAUGGUGCUGAAAUCUGCGGCACUAAAAUAAAGGUCAUGGAGGCGGAGGAGCGCAGUGGAUCCGAUGGCGAUGACGGUGGACGGAAGCGAUUGAGGCGUAAUUGAGUACCCACUGACAAUCAAGAACUUACAGAGAACGCAAUGUACGAGUACGUAACUAACUUGAGAAUACAGUCCGAUAAAAACAGUUGAACUGACCACCACCAACAACCACGCAACAACCAACCAAGAACCAAGAACCAUGAACCAUGAACCAAUAACCAAACAACCACCACCAAACAACAACCGCUCAGAACCAGAACCAGAACCAGUACACUCUUAAACGGAAUGCCACAAUAACCACGAAGACCGGAAACGGCGAACGGAGAACGGCGAACGGAGACGGGUGAACAAACAGCCAACGAAUAUUCACCACACCCGUUGACUACCAUUGACUCUAACUGAAGAAACACUCGUGUACUCAAGUGGGUUCUCUCUCGUACAGAGCACUCGUAGAAAGACCCUUACGACCUUUAAACGGAUCCAACGAAAAUGCAAUGCUUGCUAUAUACCAUAGUACACAUACCCAAUGGAGUGUAUAUGUAUAAAGCAACCGCUUAGGGGACUUUUAAAUAUAUAUCCGUAAUACGGAAACGAACUCUGUGAAACUUGUACUAUUACUAACGUAUUCCGACGAGAUCCAGCUAAGCAAUGAAUUCAAAAAUAACUGAAUGUCUCAAGAGUAUUGACUCUUUCUCGUCAACUUUACGAUUUAGCCGUGCGUAAAAGAUAUUUCUUUUCAUACCGUAGACUUAACCAAUACCUUAAUGUGUAAGCCCUUAAGUAAAUAAUAAUAAAUGGAGAACAUAAA
Messenger RNA from Drosophila elegans, 2247 nucleotides. RefSeq names its product RNA-binding protein 45. The record is from RefSeq and is a predicted model, not a curated record. The coding region runs from base 96 to 1502 and encodes 468 amino acids. NCBI's taxonomy places the organism in Eukaryota, Metazoa, Arthropoda, Insecta, Diptera, Drosophilidae. The transcript is spliced from 9 exons. Gene Ontology annotation, molecular function: RNA binding.